AGAUAUUUUCCUCAAAGUUUAGCUUUUAGGGUGCCUAGAUUCAUUCAAGGAGACGCCAUCUGUGAAUUUCUGUUCCGAUGCUACUGGGAUACUACGGCAAUCUGCAAGGGAACGACACGACGACACAUGGUCUUAGUCUCAGAUUACCUGAUUCCACAUUACCACUUGCUGAUAGACCUUGCUUCGAGUUUCGUCUGCCACAUUGUUCCUCAUUGCCGACACUACUUACGCAUUGCAAUACCCAAGGAGGAUUUUAAAAUACUGUUAGCCUUGAUACAAAACAAGGUAGCUCACCGAAAACAACACCGUAGUAGUUCCAAUCGUCGAGAUCUCGGGACACAUAUCACUAAAUUCGAAAAAAGCAAAGCGAAACUCAAUAUAACCAUGCCAUCGAACUCGAACACGCAACUUCUAGCCAUUGCCGGUGCCGUUCUGGCGAUCUCAGCCCCGGCCUCCGGUUUUGUCCCGAGCCAGAGGCUUCCGGCGGCCACAAAGAGCUCGAGCAAUCUCUUCCAGUCUUCCCGGUCGGCCGUACCGGACUGUGCCCCCAUUGGGGAGGUCAUCUCGGCCGUGGGCUCGGGUCUCGUCGACGAGGAAGAAUUCACGCCCGCCAAGGAGAAAAUUAUUAAGGAACCAGGCCUUUGGGAAUACAACUUUGGCCUCCAGGACCCCGGGCUCGCGAUGCCUCACGGAAUCGUUAAAGACGUGACGGAACCCGAAACCUUUGCCAUCACGGAGGAGCAGAUCGCCACGCUGGAAAGGGACGGAGUGGUUCACAUCAAGGGCGUCUUUGACGAGCAAUGGGUGGAUUACCUGCGCAAGGCCACCGCCUACCAGGUCGACGAGCCGCAUUUUUGGGCCUUUGCUGGAACCGCGUCCAAACUCUACGACUACAUUCAGCGAAACGUCUGGCAGACCAACAGUGCCUUUGCGCGCUUUUACUACCACUCCGCGAUGGGUCACGUCCUUGCGCAAUGUGGCCGCACCGACGAGAUCCGAGUCAGCACGGAUCUGCUCAUGGUCAACCCCAACAAGGGCUUCAAGUGGCACCAGGACAACCAGAACGGGCCCAUUUCUUGGGAGGAGGGCCUCCGCUUCUGGAUCACCAUGGACGAGACGCCGAAGGAAUACGGAGCUCCCGUAUACUUGCAGGGAUCCCACAAAAACGAUGUGGUCGACGAACAGGCCGUCUUCGUAGACAUUGAACAGGACGGACUGGAGGAUUACAACACAAAAAUGCUCGAGUUCCGAACGAUGCCCGGUGACAUGCUCAUCUGGCACCCAAGGACGAUCCACAAGGUCGACGGACCCGCUGACGGCAUCUGGACUUCCUACCGACGCGUGCUGGGGGGAACCGUGGCCAAGGCCGGUAGCGUCUACCACGACAAGCGGGGCAGCGGGGGCGUUCUGUCCGAUCUCGGACGACACGGGCUUGAGGACGGUAAAGCGUUGAAGUCUUCCUUUUUCCCCGUAGUAUACCCCAAGUUUGACAGCGCCGAGGCCGCCGACCGCGACUCUGGGAACGUUGGACGAAACCCCAUGGACAUUGUUUCGAAGCUGGGCGGCCUGGCGACUAAAGCCUCGGGAGAACGCUUCAAUUCUUUCUUCCAGGUGUUGGGAAGCCAGAGCAAUUCGAAGUAAAGAUUUCAAUCUCACAUCAAGCUCAGCAAGUUGAGAAUUGAAAUUGGGUGUGUCUGAGUGUGUAGAACGGGUAGACAAACAACUAAAACAAAACGAAUCGGCGCAUCCGUGUUCGUACACCACUCCACACCCAAAGGUAGGCAGCCAGGCCGCGCACAACACAGAACAGCACACACGCACAAAAAUUCCGAGAAAUGGAUUCCACUAUUUCUGGGAACAGCAGGAAGCACUCCCUUUCUUGCUUUGUAUAUUAUUAUCAUUAUUAUUCUCGUAUGUGCGGUGUCCCCCAAGGAGAAGGGCUCGGAGUACAAAUCUACUCUAGUGGUGUGCUUGUUUUUUAUCCUAUUUAACAACGGUAGAGUAACAUAGAUUGGGGUUAAUGCGAUGAAAUUUCAUCAAAGAUUUUCUACAAGGCAGAAUGAAUACUUUUUUUAGGU
Pseudo-nitzschia multistriata is the source of this 2078-nucleotide messenger RNA. NCBI's taxonomy places the organism in Eukaryota, Bacillariophyta, Bacillariophyceae, Bacillariales, Bacillariaceae. The record is from the annotation of a GenBank genome assembly.